This is a messenger RNA of Thyridium curvatum, 2409 nucleotides long. RefSeq lists its product as uncharacterized. The coding region runs from base 1 to 2409 and encodes 802 amino acids. Gene Ontology annotation, biological process: photoreactive repair. Gene Ontology annotation, molecular function: deoxyribodipyrimidine photo-lyase activity; FAD binding; damaged DNA binding. The transcript is spliced from 2 exons. Lineage: Eukaryota; Fungi; Ascomycota; Sordariomycetes; Thyridiales; Thyridiaceae. The record is from RefSeq and is a predicted model, not a curated record.
AUGUCCAGCCCCAACGUGCUCAUCUAUUUGCUGCGCAAGGACUUGCGUGUUUCUGACAACCCUAUCCUCCACCACCUGGCAACGGCUUCGGACCACGGCUUCACACACCUGCUGCCCGUCUUUGUAUUCCCCGCUCACCAGAUUGAGAUAUCUGGUUUCAUCCGCGACGGCAGCAAGAGCCCUUACCCCGAAGCCAGAAGCCAGACAGGCAACUAUUGGAGAUGUGGUCCCCACCGGGCCAAGUUCAUCGGGGAGGCGGUGUGGAACCUCAAAGAGUCUCUGGAGUCUCUUGGUAGCGGGCUCGUGCUUCGCGCGGGAAAACACGGCGAAGUCCUGCAGCAACUUCUCGAGGGUCUGAAGUCCAAAGACCACAAGGUCGGUGCCGUGUGGAUGGUUGGUGAGGAGAGUGUCGAGGAAAGACGGGAACAGAGCGAAGUUGCCGCCGUCUGUGAAAAGCACAGCGCGGAGUUCCGGCUAUGGACCGACGAGAAAUACUUCGUGGACGACCGCGACUUGAGUCUCGCCGAUAUUGCUGACCUUCCGGAUGUAUUCACCACCUACAGGAAGUCAACAGAACCCCUACGCCAGAAGCCUAGAGCGACUCUCCCUAAACCUGAAAAGUACUCCCUCCCUCCAUUCCCCGACGAUUCUCAUAUUCCGGCCCAAGCGUCGCCCUUCACUACCCCUGGUUCUCUCGAGAGACUCCUCGAGGCUCUCGUCAACCCUGUCAAGAACUUCAUCCCGGACUUGCCAGCCUACCCAGAGAGUGGGACCUCGGCCCACCCCUUCAAGGGCGGUGAGGAUCCGGCCCUAGAGCGACUUGAAUAUUUAAUACGGAAGGGUGUCAUGUCAGCGUACAAAGACACUCGCAAUGGGCUACUGGGCACCGAUUUCAGCAGCAAGCUCUCGGCCUUCCUAGCCCAGGGCUGCCUCACAGCACGACAGAUCCAUGAAGCGCUUGUCAAGUUUGAAGAUGGAACCGAGACGAAGUGGGAGGACGUUGAGGGCUACGGAAAGGGGGAGAACGAAGGCACCAAGGCUAUACGCUUCGAGCUGCUGUGGCGCGAUUACAUGCGCUUGUGCACUCGCAAGUUCAAGCACAAGCUUUUCCGUCGGGAGGGGUUCCGAGGCGACAGCGACUACGGCAACGAGAAAAAGAGGCAGUGGAAGUCCGCCAGCCCGGACGGCACCCUGCCGAAUCAGAACCCGAGCCCGGAGGGUGUCGCGAGGAUCCUGGAGCGGUUCGCCGCGGGCACGACGGGCAUGGGCCUCAUCGACGCCAGCCAGCGCGAGCUGAUCCACACGGGCUACACGUCGAACCGCGCGCGCCAGAACGUCGCGAGCUUCCUGAGUAAGCACCUGGGCAUCGACUGGCGCUACGGCGCCGAGUACUACGAGAUGCUGCUCGUCGACUACGACGUGUCGUCCAACUGGGCCAACUGGCAGUACGUGGCGGGCGUGGGCAACGACCCGCGCGGCGAGGCGCGCAUCUUCAACCCCGUUAAGCAAGGGUUCGACUACGACGCCGAGGGCCGGUACGUGCGCGCCUGGGUGCCCGAGGUGGCGCCCCUCGAGAAGCUCGAGAACGUGCUGCAGGCCUGGACGGCCUCCCCGGAGGACCUGGCCAAGGCCGGGCUGGCGGACAGCGUCAUGGUGACGGACCCCGUCAAGAGGAUCAACUUCUCUGUCGAGGGCAAGCCCAGGCCGUCCAGGCGGCCGUUUGUGCGGAGGAGAGGGAAUAAUGGCGGCGGUCGGGGCGGCGGCGGCGGUGCUGGUGCUGGUGCUGGCGGGAACGGUAGGACCCGCGGCAGUGCGAGCAACGGCACGAACAAUGACGCAAGUAAUGGCAACGCGUCCAGUGACCAGUCCGCCACAUCCGGCAACGAGUCGGGACCCUCCGGCCCCGGUGCGAUGGCGCGCCACAAUAACCACCAAGACCGCCACCACAACGGCGGCAGGGCCGGAGGAGGUGGGCAGCUCUCGGCCAGGACUAACAGCAUCCAAGGCUCCUUCCGACCGCCGGAGGGCCCUAGGGGCGGCUUCUACCGCGGGAAUGGGCGCGGCGGCGGCGGAAUCGGUACCGGCAGCAGUGGCGGCGGCCCUCACGGCCGGGGGUUCGGCCCCGGCCGGGGCGGCGGCGUGGGCAACGGGGGGUAUAACCACGGGCUGGAGCCAUACUACACCCUCCCGCCGCCGAUGCACUACCUUGCGCAGUACCCGCACCCGCACCCGCACCCGCACCACCUGCACCCGCACAUGGCGCCGCCUCCGCACAUGCACCACCAGCAGCCGCACCAGCAGUUCCACCAGCCGCAGCUGGCUCCGCCUAAGCAUCAGCAUCAGCAUCAGCACUGGGCUCCUCCCAAUCCCCAGCCGCCGCCGCCGCCGCACGCAGGCGGUCUAUCCUAG